Messenger RNA from Fraxinus pennsylvanica, 915 nucleotides. Lineage: Eukaryota; Viridiplantae; Streptophyta; Magnoliopsida; Lamiales; Oleaceae. The record is from the annotation of a GenBank genome assembly.
AUGGGCGAUUUAACGGAAUCGUCGACGCCGGCACGUCAGGUACCGUUCCGGGAGGAUUGUUGGUCGGAGGAGGCCACUUCGACGUUGGUUGACGCAUGGGGCCGCCGUUACUUGGAUCUUAACCGUGGGAAUCUCCGUCAGAAGGAUUGGCAGGAGGUGGCCGACGCCGUUAACGCACGUCACGGUCAUACCAAGAAGACGCACCGCACCGAUGUUCAGUGCAAGAAUCGAAUCGAUACCCUCAAGAAGAAGUAUAAGAUUGAGAAGGCGAAGAUUGCUGAGUCUAAUGGAACCCUAACCUCGUCAUGGCCUUUCUUUUCUCGUCUUGAAGUUUUGAUCGGCUCUAAUUUUAACAAACAGCUGCAGAAAUUUACGCCGUCGCCUAUACCGUUGGUGUCUCAAUCGACGCCGUCGUUGUCUCUGCCGUCGCCUCCGAUGGCUGUUCCGUUACCGUUUCGUAAAUUGCCCUCUGCAAUGUUUCCUACGGCUAUUUUGCCUCAGAAGCGUCCCUUUUCCUCUCCAUCACCACCGCCGCCAAUGGUGGAUGAGUCGUAUUUCAGGAGGAAUUACUCUGCCAUGGCUGCUGCCGCGGCUGCAGCUGAGGACGCACCUGAUGCAGAGGAUGAGGGGGAAUCGGGUGGGGAGGAAGUUGAAAUGAGCGAUGAGAGGGGUGGGGAGGAGGAGGGAGAUGAGGGGAUGAGGAGCUUGGCAAAGGCGAUAGAGAGGUUUGGAGAGAUAUAUGAGAGGGUGGAAAGCAUGAAGCAGAGGCAGAUGGUGGAGCUGGAGAAGCAGAGGAUGCAAUUUGCAAAGGAAUUGGAGGUUCAGAGGAUGCAGUUAUUUAUGGAUACUCAGGUCCAGCUCGAGAAGAUAAAGCAGGCUAAGCAAUCUGGAUCUUCUGAUGAUAUUUAUAGUUAG